AUGGCUGAGCGACGAUCAGGCGGUUCGAGCCGUAACAAUUUCAACGAAGAAAAAAGCUCCGCAGAUAUACCGCCUAUGUCGCGACUAUUUAUCAUAUGCAGCAAGAGCGUGACCGAAGAAAAUUUGCGCGAACAUUUCGAAAAGUUUGGCGAUAUCGAAGAAAUAUGGAUCGUCAAGGACCGGUCGACGGGUGAAGGAAAAGGUGUCGCAUACAUAAAAUACGCAAAAACGUCAGACGCCGCCCGGGCGCUUGAAGAGAUGAACGGCAAGUGUGUCGGUGAUAAUACCCGUCCAAUCAAGGUGCUGGUGGCAGCCAACCGCCAGCAGGGUUCACGUAAGCAAACGGAAAACGAGGAAGAGAAAUACCUGCGGCUUUUUGUGAUCAUACCGAAGGACAUGACGGAAGACGCGCUUCGAGAAGAAUUCGGUAAAUACGGCACCGUUGACCUGGUCACCAUCAUCCGUGAUAAGGUGACGAAGGAAGGCAAAGGAUUCGCCUACGUUAAGUUCGGUCGCUUCCUGCAUGCAGCCCAAGCGUUCGAGGGAUGCGACCCAAAAUAUAAGGCGGUUUUUGCGGAACCGAAACCCCCGCGAAACGCGUCGGUUUCGUCUAACGAAAACUUCGGUGGCUUUGUUGGUGGAGGCGGUGGCGGUGGUGGUGGCGGCGGUGGUAGUGGAGGGACCGGUGGGAGCACCGGAGGAGGUGCCGGAGGUGGCGUUGUCUUUGGUGGUAGCGGAAACAACACGAACGGUUUCACGGACGAUCGUCGGACGGGACCAGGUGGCGUAAGCAGUGUGUCUGGCGCGGGUGCCAUGCUCGGGUUUGCCGCAAUGGGCUCAAACGACCGACGAUCGGGGACCGGCGUUGGGGCAGUAGAUCGGCGAGGUGGUAGCGAUUUCGGGGCGUUCAGUGGCUAUGGAGGAUCGGCGAACAGUGCAAUGGUAUCCAACACUAAUGAAACGGUUCUGACGGUACUAUGCAGCCCGGUGUUAAAUCAAGACCAACUGUGGCGUCUUUUUGAUAUCAUUCCGGGACUGGAUUACUGUCAGAUAAACAACGAUUUUAACAAUCGCAAUGUGACGGCGACGGUCGUGUAUAACAACAGCCAAUCGGCGAUGUACGCGCGAGACAAAAUCCACGGGCUCGAGUAUCCGCCGGGCGAGCGGUUAAUCAUACGUCAUGGGCACGAAACCGUCACCACGAUGGGGGUUGGCGGCACGGUCGAAUUCAACGGAAGCGGUAUGGGUGGCGGUAGCCGGGGAGGAACGGCGGACGCGCCGGCACUGGCGGCUCGAACCGGUGCGCCGCUAACCACGCCUGUUUCUUCCGUAGAUCGUGAGGCGACCUUUUGCAGCGUACCGCUGCCGCCACCGCAACCGUUGGCUAGUUCAAGCGCCGAGGUCGCGCAGCGAUGUUUCAUUGUUUGCAUUCCAAAGGCGCUACCGACAAGCGUACUGAAGCAAACGUUCUGUCGAUUUGGCGACUUAAUCGACGUGUAUCUGUUGCCGAACAAGAACUGUGGCUAUGCCAAGUACGCCUCUGAGGAGUCAGCAAAGAAAGCUAUCAAACAGCUACAUGGUGCGGAUAUUCUGAACGUGCGUUUGAAGGUGCUAGAAGCGGAAGAACCCAGUAAUGAUCGACGGAAACGAAUGCGUCACGACGAGCGCAUGGAGAACGAGUAA
Anopheles nili is the source of this 1683-nucleotide messenger RNA. Its product is annotated as RNA-binding protein 45. The coding region runs from base 1 to 1683 and encodes 560 amino acids. NCBI's taxonomy places the organism in Eukaryota, Metazoa, Arthropoda, Insecta, Diptera, Culicidae. Gene Ontology annotation, molecular function: RNA binding. The record is from RefSeq and is a predicted model, not a curated record. The transcript has 4 exons.